Molecule: messenger RNA, 3396 nt
Organism: Pelobates fuscus (common spadefoot toad)
Lineage: Eukaryota; Metazoa; Chordata; Amphibia; Anura; Pelobatidae
Gene: RAP1GAP
Product: RAP1 GTPase activating protein
Exons: 25
Coding region: 1162-3246 (694 amino acids)
Biological process (GO): regulation of small GTPase mediated signal transduction; activation of GTPase activity
Cellular component (GO): cytoplasm
Molecular function (GO): GTPase activator activity
Source: RefSeq, a predicted model, not a curated record
AAACCUGCGGCAGCAGCAGCCGGGAUCGCACUAAUCGGGGCUCCCUGCAUCCAUCCGGGGCUCCUUCAAAUCCCAGAAUCACACUGUCCGGGGCUCCCUCCAUCCACCCGGGGCUCCCUGCAUCCCAGAAUAACACUGUCCGGGGCUCCCUCCAUCCACCCGGGGAUCACGCUAUCCGGGGCUCCCUGCAUCCCAGGGCUCUCUUUAUCCAGGGCUCCCCCCAUCCCAGGGCUCUGUAUACCCAGGGUUCCCUCCAUCCCAGGGUUCUCUAUAUCCAGGGCUCUCUCCACCCCAGGACUCCCUCCAAUCCCAGAGCUCCCUCUGUCCCAGUGCUCUCUCUAUCCUGGGCUUCCUCCAUCCCAGGGCUCUCUCUAUCCAGGGCUCUCUCUAAUCCCAGAGCUCCCUCUAUCCAGAACUUCCUACAUCCCAGGGCUCUCUCCAUCACAGGGUUCCCUCAAUUACAGGCUAACACCACCAAGCUUCUUUAUUCUUCUACCAAGCUCCAGCAUCCACUAAGCUUCUGUACCUCUCCACCAAGCUCAUUCACUUCUCCAGCAAGCUCCAAUCCCCCCCCCCCAUCCCUUACACCUCUCCACCAAGCUCCUGUAUCUCUUCACUAAGCUCUUUCAUUCUUCUACCAAGCUCCACCACCCUCCAAGAUCUUACACCUCUCCACUAAACUCCUUCACUCCUCCAGCAAACUCCACCACCCCCCAAUCCCUUACACCUCUCCACCAAGCUCCUUUACCUCUCCACCAAGCUCCUUCAUUCUUCUACCAAGCUCCUACAUCUCUAUACUAAGCUCCAGCAUCCACCAAGCUCCUUCAUUCUUCUACCAAGCUCCUACAUCUCUUUACCAAGCUCCAGCAUCCACCAAGCUCCUUCCAGCAUCCACCAAGCUCCUUCAUUCUUCUACCAAGCUCCUACAUCUCUUUACCAAGCUCCAGCAUCCACCAAGCUCCUUCAUUCUUCUACCAAGCUCCUACAUCUCUUUACCAAGCUCUAGCAUCCACCAAGCUCCUUUAAACAUGGGACUGGCUGGUACAGGUGACCUGCUAUUUGUGACUCUCCAGGACUGGCAUUAGACCCCCCUCGCCCUGGGCUCUGGGCGGGCCAGUCAGCUGUCUCCCACAGACACCUUCGAACUCCGACUUGUUUGAAAUGAUUGAAAAGAUGCAGGGGUGCAGAAUGGACGAGCAGAGGUAUUCUCUUCCUCCUCCUCUUAAGACCGAAGAAGAUUAUAUUCCGUACCCCAGUGUCCAUGAGGUGUUGGGAAGAGUUAGACCCUUUCCCCUCAUCCUUCUUCCACAGUUUGGGGGAUACUGGAUUGAGGGAACCAACCAUGACAUCUCUGUUCUGAUGAAUGCUGAAACUGCGCAGUCUCCAAGCGUCAAGGUGAAGCUCGAAAGCAACCACACGGCCAAGCUCUACCGCAAACACUUCCUGGGGAAGGAACAUUUUAACUAUUACUCCGUGGAUGCAGCGCUUGGACAUCUCGUCUUUUCCGUAAAGUAUGAUGUCAUCGGUGACCAGGAACACCUUCGUCUACUCUUAAGGACCAAAAGUAAAACCUAUCAUGAUGUAAUCCCUAUUUCCUGCCUGACAGAAUUCCCAAAUGUGGUACAAAUGGCAAAGCUGGUGUGCGAAGAUGUAAAUGUCGAUCGUUUUCAUCCUGUCUUGUAUCCAAAGGCCUCUCGUCUGAUCGUUACAUUUGAUGAACACGUCAUCAGCAAUAACUUUAAAUUUGGUGUUAUUUACCAGAAAACAGGACAGACAUCUGAAGAAGAGCUGUUUAGUACAACUGAUGAAAGUCCGGCAUUUAUUGAAUUCUUGGAGCUACUAGGAGAAAAAGUUCUUCUCCAGGAUUUUAAAGGGUUUCGAGGGGGUCUGGAUGUAAUGCACGGACAGACGGGGACAGAAUCUUUUUACUGGAAUUUCCGUGGCAAAGAAAUUAUGUUUCACGUUUCCACAAAGCUGCCGUAUACUGAAGGAGAUGCGCAACAGUUGCAGAGGAAGAGACAUAUCGGUAAUGACAUUGUGGCUAUUGUCUUCCAAGACGAGAAUACACCGUUUGUGCCAGACAUGAUUGCGUCCAACUUUCUGCACGCUUACAUUGUGGUGCAAGUAGAGAAUCCACUAACAGAGAACACUCUGUACAAGGUCUCUGUCACUGCCCGGGACGACGUGCCUUUCUUUGGUCCCCCUCUGCCUGAUCCAGCAGUCUUCCGUAAGGGUCAGGAGUUUCAGGAAUUUCUACUGACAAAGUUAAUUAACGCAGAAUAUGCCUGCUACAAAGCCGAGAAGUUUGCCAAACUGGAGGAACGCACGCGUGUAGCGCUGUUGGAGACAUUGUAUGAAGAGCUGCACAUUAACAGCCAGUGCAUGAUGGGACUCUGCGGCGAUGACGACAAGAUGGAGAAUGGAGGAGGUGGCGGAGGGGGAUUCUUUGAGUCUUUUAAGCGCGUCAUACGAAGUCGCAGUCAGUCUAUGGACGCCAUGGGUCUCAGCAGUAAAAAGCAGCAUACGGUCUCUACAAGCCAUAGCGGAAGCUUUGGACACAACAAUCCUGAGAACGCCAAACCCCCAGGAAUAUCAUUGCUUGUGCCCGGGAAAGCCCCCAGUAGGCAUGGACGCCGCGGAAGUGCCAUAGGCAUAGGAACCAUAGAAGAGUCAUUGAUUGUACCAGGAAAAAGUCCAACCAGGAAGAAGUCUGGGCCAUUCAGCUCGCGGAGAAGCAGCGCUAUAGGAAUAGAGAAUAUCCAGGAGGUCCAGGAGCGGAGGGAAAGUCCAAAUGGUGCUCAGAAGACCCCAGACAGUGGAAAUGUUUCCCAGGAACCCAAAUCGGAGAACUCCUCGACUCACAGCUCCCCUGAAAUGCCCACCACGAAGAACAGAAUGGACUCCUCUCCCAAACCUGAAGCCCAGAAGGAUUUCUCACGCUCCUCCUCCAGCGCAAGUAGUUUCGCUAGCGUGGUUGAAGAGAAUGAAAUGUUGGAUGAAGAAGACACCGGGAUGGAAAGUGCUUCAUCGUCUUCAGGAACUCCACACAAACGGGAUUCUUUCACUUACAGCACUUGGUUGGAGGACAGCGGGAGCAGUGCGAGCGCAGUUAGUGGGAUCAGCUCCAUAGUAGGAACACCUCGAUCUGCACAUCCAGAAGAUCCUAAAUCUGGAGACCCCUUGUAUCCAGAGAUUAAAAUACAGUUGGAAGAGACAGAGCACCACACAGCCAAUCAGCGCUGCUAGCCCUGUCUUCGCAACUUCUUCGUAGACGUACGACUGUCCGCGCAGGGACAUCAGAGGCGUCAGAAGCUGGAGGAUCUCUGGCAGACUCCGGACUUCAGUGCAGCUGAGUGUGAACAUCCUGCCUUCAAACCCAGUCUGCCGACUUCUCAC